Molecule: messenger RNA, 1846 nt
Organism: Daphnia magna
Lineage: Eukaryota; Metazoa; Arthropoda; Branchiopoda; Diplostraca; Daphniidae
Product: KICSTOR subunit 2
Exons: 6
Coding region: 419-1621 (400 amino acids)
Biological process (GO): cellular response to amino acid starvation; cellular response to glucose starvation; protein localization to lysosome
Cellular component (GO): KICSTOR complex
Source: RefSeq, a predicted model, not a curated record
GAUGGCAUCGGCGGCCCGCCCUCUUCACCCUCCUUCUACAAUUAAAAUCGGAAUAUCUUCUCAAGUUAUACGUUUCAUUAAGGAAAACUUGUCUAGUUAUAAUCGCCUUUUAAAGCUGUAUUUAAUCAUGUAUUUGUUUUUUUCAUGAAAAAAGCCCACACGCCAAGCUUCAACACUGCGAAAUAGGGAAAGAGUCCCGUCCUUUAGUUAGAGUAGUCCAUGUCUCAAUCACUCUUAUCACUUAUAAGGAACACUUACAAACAGUGAAAACUCCCAUCAAGGAAAUGGCCAGAGAUGGCAGAUCUUCUUGCAACAACAAACAGGGAAGAGAAUUUCCUUCAAACCUACUUCAAUGGCUUGGCUCAGUCUUCGUUUGAUAAAUGCAAAGAUGCUGUAAUGCUACUCACACUACAUUGAAAUGUGUUUUCAGGAUAGGGAACGUGACACAAAUAAGAAUCAAAAUGGAAUUUGGCCUUAUCUCAUGGGAACCCUAUCUCAGCUUGCUACAACAGAAAAAUCAUACAUGGCCCUUUUGUUUCUUGUUCCAAAAUCGUUUCUACGAAAAGAAAACUCCCUGAAAUCUGCGUAUGAUACUUUAAGAAUGGAAUGUAGACGGACAGAAGAGUUCUCAAAAGUUACACAACUAGAUUUACUUGUGGUUCAUCUACUUGGCCAACUUGCUCAAUUUGCUUCUGCCAGACUAGAGCUAAUGGAAUUCUAUGAAAAACUGUCUGCCUUUGGUACGUCAAAACAAAACAAUCUGGAAGAACUUCUACCUCAAAUUCAUAAAUUGAGUCAAACAAAUGAUGCAAAAUUUCAUCAUCCAUUAAUGACACCACUAAAAUCUUCAUUUUCUCAUGAAUGUGAGAUACUUGCACAUUUGCUUGAUGCCAAUGCAGAGAUGGCUUCAUGGAAUUAUCUCCCAGCAUUAUUGAAAAUCAACGAGACGCAAGCUAAAUUAGAUACCUGGGCAAAAGUUUUUCAACUGAAAGAGACAAGAAGACUAGGGCUUUUUAAAAACCCUACAUCCCCUCAACUUUUCCAAUGGCUAAUGAAAUUUAAGUGCUUGAGUGUUUCAAAAUUCACCCUAUACUUUUAUGAAGUGCUUUCUAAAUAUUCAACACCUCAGGAUUUAAAAGCCUUGUGUGCAAAGCAAAGCUUAGACUACGUAAAUCUGAUCCAAGCCUUUCAGAGAAAAGCUGAUGCUCGCGCAGUUUCUUUAAUACUUGACGUGAAUGGUCUUGAUUCAUUCCGAGGACCGGGCUAUGUUCAUCCCAGUAAACCUGUGGACACCCCUAAAGGACUAGAUUCAUACCCUUGUAUCUUCACUUCUCCUGAUAAAUCUAUUCGAGAAAUUCCUUAUUGGCCGAGUGUAAUUAUGCUUCUAGCGGAUCGGAUACAGGAAUUAUCUAAUUAUGAGAAGUUAGUUUACGUAUUUGAUCACAGGGUGCAGCGGACUUAUUUUCUUCAACGUGUUGAGCCGCGACUAACAUUGGUAUUGAUAUUUGAAUCAAAACGGUUGGAGAAAGAGAGCUACAUCAUAAGCUUUAUGAAUGAAAUAACCCAACAGCUGAGAGGAACUAGAAUUUUUAAUUGCUUAAAGGGUACUGGAUCAUCGUAGGUUGCUGAAAAACAAGAGCUCGAAAGAUAAUUUUGCUGAAUGGCCGCGGGCCGAGGCCAAUUCCGAAAAACUGUUCAAAAUUGUGCGAAUAUUUCUCUGCCUUUUUUUGCGAUAUGGCAAUCGUGCUAAGCACACGAAAACUUUCAGUGAUUUGUAUCUCCAGUGUUCUUAUCCUAAUCAAUCAUGUCAACUGUUUCAAGAAUAUAUAACAAAAUCCUCCACAAA